GGUCUAAAAUAAAAAAAAACUGUGGCCGGCUGUCAAUGUCAAGUGCGUGAAUGUUAUGCUUUAUUUUAUAUAUUUAAUUUUACACAUUUAUGUAAAAUAGAAUCCAACAAUCUGAUUACAGAAAACUCUUCUCUUCGACUAUGUCUAUAACAACGCUGUAUUAUUUGCAACUUAAGAAAGAAAAUGCUCAUGAUGAUGCGAUAUGGUGCUGCAGCUGGAGUCAAAUAAGUCAUGAAAAGAAUAAAGAAGUGAGUGACAAUGCUGAAAAUAUUGAAAACUCACAAGAUUCAAAUCACUCGCAAGAACCACCAGAGAACUAUAUUAUAACGGCAGGAUUGGAUGACAUAAUCAAAGUGUGGCAACUGGAGAAUGGAAAGUUAGAAGUCAAACAUCAGUUGGAAGGUCACUCUCUUGGUGUUAUAUCAGUGGUUGUUAGUCCAGAUGGAAAAACCCUAGCCAGCAGUUCCCAAGACUCCUCCCUGAUACUGUGGGACAUUGCAUCAGGAGAGAAAAUAAAGACCAUGGAGACAGAAAACAUUGAUGUCUGGACACUGGACUUUUCCCCCGAUGGCAAGCAUGUCAUCUCUGGCAGUAAUGCUGGCAAAAUACUGAUAUUCAGUGUAGAGAGUGGCAAAGAGGAACAGACAUUGGAUACAAGAGGGAAAUUUACACUUACUGUAGCUUAUAGUCCAGAUGGCAAAUACAUAGCAAGUGGAGCUCUGGAUGGUAUAAUAAACAUAUUUGACGUAGCCCAAGGGAAGCUCGUACACACUCUAGAAGGCCACGCCAUGCCCAUAAGAAGUCUGUGCUUCUCACCUGAUUCACAGCUUCUGCUCACAGCAUCUGAUGAUGGACAUAUGAAGCUUUAUGAUGUUGUACAUGCAAAUUUGGCUGGAACAUUAUCUGGACAUGCAUCUUGGGUGUUAUCUGUUGCAUUUUCACCUGACGGCAAGAGAUUUGUGUCCAGCAGUUCAGACAGAACUGUACGGGUCUGGGACCUGGAUAGUAUGGAAUGUCAACAUGUUUUCAAAGAACAUAGCGAUCAGGUUUGGGGUGUGAAAUUUAAUGCAGAAAGCAAUAAAAUUAUAUCAAUAUCAGAGGAUAAAUCACUCAAUAUAUAUGACUGCCCAUUAUAAAAAUCAGAAGAAUUACUAAUUAAAAUACUAUAGCAAACA
This is a messenger RNA of Bicyclus anynana (squinting bush brown), 1175 nucleotides long. Its product is annotated as WD repeat-containing protein 61. The transcript has 7 exons. The record is from RefSeq and is a predicted model, not a curated record. Lineage: Eukaryota; Metazoa; Arthropoda; Insecta; Lepidoptera; Nymphalidae. Gene Ontology annotation, cellular component: Cdc73/Paf1 complex. Bases 141 to 1136 code for a protein of 331 amino acids. Gene Ontology annotation, molecular function: protein binding.